AUGAAGGAUCCAAGUACGCGAAUAUUGGACCACAUAGUCCAUUUGACGCCUCCAGGUACCGUCCAGCAAGCUUUUGACUCCUUCAAAUCCCUGGGAUUCAAAGUUCUUGAAGGAGGAACCCAUGCCGACGGUCUCACGUCCAAUGCUUUAGUUGUGCUGGCAGAUGGUGUAUAUCUGGAGCUAAUCGCCUUCACUCACGCUGCCUCAUGGUACCCUCCAGGCUCUGACGAACGCCACCGGCGUGAAUCGCACCGUUGGGCGACAAAGCAGCCUGGAUGGAUCGACUUUGCCUUUCUUGGAAAUGGAUCCAAGACGACUCGAAUAUCCGACAUUAUCAAUGCUCGUGGAAAACUAGAUGGUAGCGGAACUGUAUAUCUAUCUGAAGUCGAGGGAGGUCGUAUACGUCCCGAUGGCGUCGAGCUGAAAUGGCUUAUCUCGUCACCUGCUGAGGAAAGCAUACUUCCGUUCUUUUGCGGGGAUGUGACUCUACGAGAAUUACGUGUUCCUUUACAACCCCCCUCUAAUGCAGCGCACCCUUGCACUGCUGAGGGAAUCGCGCAUGUUCAUGUCCUUGCAGAAGAUGGAAUAAUCGAGCGUCUAUCUCAACAGUUCACAAGUGUCACCGGCGAACGACCUGUCCCAUCUUCAGCAAAAUCGUUCAAGUGGCUUCUUCAGACGUCAGCAGCGUCAUCGUCGAAUCAAAGCUGUAAGCUUAUUCUAAGCGUACCCGUCAGUGAGGAGGAACACGCUUUUCUUGAUGGUAAAGAGCGUGGCCUGUAUGAAAUCGGUUUCUGGGUCAAGGAAGGACAGCAACCCGGAAGUGUCGUGACACCCUACGGUAAAAUUACGUGGGUCCAAAUAGCUGAUUAUAAUUCAAGAGGUUCGUUCUGUCUUGUGUUUUGA
Molecule: messenger RNA, 903 nt
Organism: Guyanagaster necrorhizus
Lineage: Eukaryota; Fungi; Basidiomycota; Agaricomycetes; Agaricales; Physalacriaceae
Exons: 4
Coding region: 1-903 (300 amino acids)
Source: RefSeq, a predicted model, not a curated record